AUGCUGUCGGCUCGCUCGCCCUCGUCGCGGACUCGUUCCACAUGCUCAACGCUCUACACCAUCGAACUUGCGACGUCGCCGGCGUCCAGUGCCAACUCUUACGGAUGGCAGCGAGCAGAGGUCCUCGGUGCUCUUAUCAACGGUGUUUUCCUGAUCGCUCUUUGUGUCACCAUCGGUCUCGAGGCGAUCGGACGCUGCAUUUCGCCGCCCGAGAUCACCAACCCCAAGCUCAUCGUGCUUGUCGGUUCGCUCGGUCUCGCGUCCAACAUUGUUGGCCUCUUCCUCUUCCACGAGCAUGGUCACUCCCACGGCGGUCACUCGCACGGCCCCAUCGCCCUGCCCGAGGACGACGAGGAGGACGAGCAGACGACCACGACCGGCCCUAAGCGCGCACGUGCUGAUUCGAGGAGCUCGUUGUACCAGCACCCGGCCGAAACCCGCGCUCAGAUCAUUGAGGCUGCCCGCCUGGGACAGAGCAUUGACAACGACUCCUUCCUCGGCCGCUCGCCGCCCGUCCACGCCCGCAUGCCCUCCAUGAGCCGCCGCAGGACCCGCAACCGUGUCUCGCGCCUUUCCGGUGUUCCUGGUUCUAACGAGACCUUCGCCCCCAGCUCCGCUUCGGCCGUCGAGGUUCCGGCCGCCCCCAGUAACACUGAUGGCGUCGCUGCGGCUUCCCCGGCUUCGUCGCCUGCUGACCUGACGUCUCCGCGCGCCUCGCAGCGCCCAGUUGACUCCACCGAUAGCCCCCGGCACUCGCACGACAUCAGCACUGCCGAGCGCGGUGGCGUUGAUGCUCACGGCCACAGCCAUGACGACGGACACGCCCACGACCAUGGCGACGCCCACGACCACGGCGACGACAAUGGUCACUCGCACGGCAAGGAGCUCGGCGGCCACGGUCACUCGCACGGCAACAUGAACAUGCACGGCGUCUUCCUGCACGUCCUCGGCGAUGCCCUCGGCAAUGUCGGUGUCAUUGCCACCGGCCUCGUGAUCUGGUUCUGCAAGGGCAAGUGGACCCUGUACUUUGACCCUGGUGUGUCGUUCCUCAUCUGUAUCAUCAUCUUCAACACGGCCAUCCCUCUUGUCAAAUCCGCGUCCAUCAUUCUGCUGCAGGGCGUGCCGAACCACGUGUCGCUCGAGGCGGUCCGCGAGUCGAUCAAGAUCAUUCCCGGGGUUGUGUCAGUGCACGAGCUGCACGUCUGGCAGCUGUCCGAGACGACGACUGUGGCUUCGGUGCACGUCCUCAUCCGGCCCGAGGCCGACUACAUGGAGGUCGCGAACCAGAUCCGCGAGGCGCUCCACGCCCAAGGCAUCCACAGCGUCACGAUCCAGCCCGAGUUUACGGAUCACGACGAGCCCGAGGAGAUUGCAGAGCAGAGCUGCAUGAUCCGCUGCCCGCCCGAGCUCUGCAACACGAACACGUGCUGCCCGCCGCAGCUCGAGAAUGUCUCGGAGAACGAUGGAUCCGAGGCCGCCUCGGCCAACGGCAACGGGUCCUCGCACAACCACUAG
This is a messenger RNA of Trichosporon asahii var. asahii CBS 2479, 1515 nucleotides long. RefSeq lists its product as uncharacterized. The transcript is spliced from 4 exons. Gene Ontology annotation, biological process: intracellular zinc ion homeostasis; zinc ion transmembrane transport. The record is from RefSeq and is a predicted model, not a curated record. The coding region runs from base 1 to 1515 and encodes 504 amino acids. Lineage: Eukaryota; Fungi; Basidiomycota; Tremellomycetes; Trichosporonales; Trichosporonaceae. Gene Ontology annotation, molecular function: zinc ion transmembrane transporter activity. Gene Ontology annotation, cellular component: membrane.